AUGUCAGAAUUCCCUCCUAACUUAUCUAUUCGACCUUUGACUACCGAAGAUUUAGACCAAUGUGUUUCAUUGGAAGAAUCAGGUUUCGAUGAACAUGAAAGAGCUUCUGCUGAGAAAUUGAAAUAUAGAUUAACUGUUUGUCCUGAAUUAUGUUCAGGUUUAUUCAUUAGAGAAUACGGAUACAAAUACAAUGCUAUAAAUUUACCUGAAGUAGCUGACAAAUUAGACAAAGAUCAUUCAGACAAAGUUAAAUCCGGCGAAAUCAAAGCCGAUGAUGAUAAUGAAGAUUUAGAAGAUUUACCUAUAAAGUCUUCUGUCACCAAAGAGAUUUUAAUUGGUCAUAUAAUUGGUACUAAGAUUCCUGAAUCCAAAAUUACUGAUGGUUCCAUGGCUUUACCUUUAGGUGAUGAUAAGACUGGACAUAUUGAAAACUCAAGAUUCAUUGGAAUCCAUUCUUUAGUUAUUGAUCCAAAAUAUCAAAAUAAGAGUUUAGGUACUUUAUUGAUUCAUGAUUAUAUUCAAAAAUUAUCCAACCAAGAUUUAGGUGAUAAGGUUUCCUUACUUGCUAAAUCACAAUUGGUGCCAUUUUACCAAAAAAUUGGAUUUGACGAUUUGGGAGAAAGUGACUGUAAGUUUGGUGGAACUACAUGGAAUGAUUUAUCCAUGGAUUUAGUUCCUGAAGAUGAUGAUUAA
Molecule: messenger RNA, 693 nt
Organism: Yamadazyma jaroonii
Lineage: Eukaryota; Fungi; Ascomycota; Pichiomycetes; Serinales; Debaryomycetaceae
Source: the annotation of a GenBank genome assembly